Messenger RNA from Halteromyces radiatus, 642 nucleotides. RefSeq lists its product as uncharacterized. The record is from RefSeq and is a predicted model, not a curated record. Lineage: Eukaryota; Fungi; Mucoromycota; Mucoromycetes; Mucorales; Cunninghamellaceae. The transcript is spliced from 2 exons. Bases 39 to 602 code for a protein of 187 amino acids.
UUUUUUUUUUCUACACUUGUAUAUAUAUAUUCUUCAUCAUGACAAAAGAACCUCUCAUACGACGUAUACCUAAUGCCAGCAAUAAAACCAAUAUUCGCGAGCCAUCAUCUUCCGAUGCAUUUAUAGAACAAAAAGCAACUGGGUUAUUUGAACAAGCCAAGUUACGAGAACAGCAAUUAAAACAACAAUCCGUCAGUACAGCACAAUAUAUAUGGCAAGCCAUCUUUUUAUCUAUACCAUUUGGACUAUUAUUAGCUGCAUUUGAUGUCACGGUCAAGGUUCAAUUUGAUGAACCAUGGGAUUAUUAUGGAUUAGGUUUACGUGCUAUCAAAGCAGCUCCAGCCUUAUGUCCCGUCAUUUAUUUGACCAAUAGACAUAAAGCGAAAAAAUGGACUCAAGUAUUGAUGACUCUGGGAUCUAUCACGGUGGGGGCCUUUUUAUUGUAUACGUUACAACAUUCUCCAUCUUUGGGACAAAUGCUUCGAGCACCUGGUUUGGCCACUAUUUGGGUAUACUUUAUUGUACAAUUGGAUUUGAUCCCUGCUGUCUUUUCCCUUGCCAUUGUGGCUGCCUAUUGGCAUUUUGGUUUACAUAGAAAAUGAUUGCAUUUUUUUUUCUUUUGCAUAUAAUAAAAAAGUUACA